UUGUGAUCACAUGACCAGGCAGCGUCCAGCUGGGUAAUCAUGGCGGCUGUCUCUGGAUGUGAACGGCAGAUGUAGCGUUUUCUCCGUCAGCGCGGUUGUUUGAUCCACUCCACGGACUUUGAUCCGGACAUCAGGGAGCAGAGGGACAGUAGCCCCACAUGGAGACAUGAGGAAGUGGAGGACCGACGCUCUCUGAGGCGGCUGCAACAUGAAGGCUCUACUGAGUCUUCGGACGCUGUGAUUCCUGAUGAUUGCUUUUCUCAACCAAGGCGCUGAAUAGUAUUUUUGUCGAGUUAAUUAUUUGUAUUUUUUUAUUUAUUUGCAGACUGCUUCUUGCCGAUGUUAAUUCCGGUGCUCUUUUCUGCAUGCUUUCAGCAAGCUGCAUUGUUUUAUGGAGCAGCUACAUUCCAGCAUCAACACCUUAGUGAAGGUCCUACUAAUGUGAUGAUGGCCAGUCUGAAUCUCUGUUGUCUAUGACAGUUUGUGCUUCUGCUGCUUCUCAUGCCUCUCUCAGUAAUAACACUAUGAUAGGCUCCCCAGAUGUGGUAGCUUUCACUAAAGAGGAUGAAUAUGGGCAGACAGUUCCAGAGCCUUUGGAUCUCCCAGAGGAGUUUUCCAUACCCCUCCACCCGCUGGCAGACUCCAAUCCUUGGGCCAAAACCUCCUACUCCAAGUUCACCAAAGACUUCAUCCUCAUCUCGGAGUUCUCGGAGCAGGUGGGCCCCCAGCCUCUCCUCACCAUCCCAGAUGAUCCCAAAGUCUGGGGCAGCUUUGAUCUCAACUAUUUUUCCCUACGGAUCAUGUCCGUGGACUACCAAGCCUCUUUUGUGGGGCAUCCGCCUGGCAGCGGUUAUCCGAGGCUCAGCUUUGUGGAGGACUCGAGGGUUGUCUUGGGAGACUCGAAGGAGGGAGCUUUUGCGUAUGUCCAUCACUUCACACUUUACGACUUGGAGGCAAGGGGCUUUGUGCGGCCCUUCUGCAUGGCGUAUGUAGCAGCAGAUGAGAAGAAAAUCAUGCUCCAGUUUCAGGAGCUGUCCCUCCGUUUCUCUCAAGCCUCUGAGUGUCUAAAAGCCGGGAACAGAAGAGCAUUCGCCAAGGAACUCCAGAGGAAGCUCCAGGACCUGGAGUACACCCACUCUGUGCUGCAGCGAGAGGAGGGCCUGCAAAGAGAGGCGGGUCCUCAAUGCGUUUACUCCGCCACCACCGUGGAGAAGGCGAAUGAGCUUGCAAACGUAGAGAAGAGCAUUUAUGAACACAGAGACCUUCUGAAACAGAUCAGCGCCUACCAUCGGCGUCCACGACGGGAUCCGCAUGCCGUCUCAUGCCAGAAAUGUAUGAGUGAGUGUUUGAGAGAAUGUGAGGAGCUGUUGGACAAAUACGCCAAGUUUGCAAAUCCCCUUGGUUACAACGAAAGGCCUCCCAAAAGAGAAGGUGGGCAGAGUCAAUUUGAUGAUGACCGAGGGCAAGAAGAGGUGGAUGAUGAAGGUAUUAAACGAAGGCCAUCGUACACGCCACAGCUGAUCAAAGCCAAGUCUGCCAAGUGUUUUGACAAACGCCUCAAGACCUUGCAAGAACUGUGCGAGGAGACUUUCUACGAGGCCACUGUGGAUCUUUUGAAGGAGACGGAGAGGAGUUUCCGUGGCGACCUAUGUUACCUCUACACUCGCCGCCUGGACAAGGCACUGCACAGGAAGCAGAAAAUUGUCAGCUUCCUGUUUGAGGAAGACCUCAACGAUAAUUUGGAGGAUGAAGCUGAGACACUAAGACCAUUCUGUGCUGUGAAUCAUGCCAUAGACAACUACGUGCACUUAAAUCCACCUCAUAUUGUCCUGGGAUCAGAGGCUCUUGAGCUUGAUGGGUUGAAACCUCAAGGUACACUAGACCUGAUGCGUGAAACCACCACUGCUCAAGAGCUUGGACUUCUGGGAAGCCAUCUGGAGUCCUCUCCCUCAGACCAGACCUUGGAGACACAGGAGAGCUCAGAAGGGACCAAAAGCUUCAGCAGCGAUAAGAGUGGAACAGACCAAGGAGAGAAGCAGGAGAGUCUGGCGAGUAGGAAUACAGAAUGUCCUGAUCCAUACUCAGAUUUGACGCCAGAACCUGACCAAAUCACUUACCCAGAGAGAGAAAGCAGUAGUGAGGACUGUGAUAUUGGACAAGACCAGACCCCCAUGUCUCUGCUGGAAAUAGCGUCUGAGCUGGAGGCCAGGAAGGAUGAUGAGUGUGAGGUGGGAACUCACUCAGAACUGCUGGUUCCCAUGGACACAGCUUGCUGUAUGGCCCAAGAGGGUUUUCUUUAUGAAUCAGCUGACCCUGAUGCGGGUCCAAAUUCUAACCUGAACCCCUCUCAGAUUCUGGUGGUCAACCAGGAGCCCCAUGCCCUUCACCUUAUCCAGGAUGAAUACACGGUGGGUUCCCCGUGCUCAGAACGUCCAGCAACAGGGUUGGAGCUUCCUGUGGGCACUCUUGGCGAUGCAGUUUCGCAGACCUCUGUGGAGGAUGGGUCGGACUAUACCAUGAGUGCUUCCACGGGCUCUGAUCGGGCUGCCUCACCCCUCGGCUACGGGGGAUCGGUGACCCUCCGUCAGAGGAAAAAAGCCGGUCAAGGCGCUUUGAAGUUUGUGCGUCAGUACUCGUUUGCCAUGCAAGCCCUGUGGUGUCUGCUGAGCGGCAGAACGCUGGUGGUCCUCGGGGCGGACGAGGGGAGAGUUCGCCGCCUUGUGUCUGCUCUGGUGCUCUUUGUACCCAGCCCCAGGAAGAGUGGAGAGAGGGUUCAACCCUGGCUGACCAGUUCCUUCACCCUCACUGACCUUCAUAGGUGGAAAUUAAUUGGACUGCAAAGGGUUGCAUCUCCAGCCAGCUCCAGCGCACUCUACUCCCUGUCCCGCUACAGCCGCUACAUUUCCAUCCUGGACGUCGACAUGAAGACCCUGCGCUGCCCGCAGUACCGCGGCCAGCUCCUCGCCAACAUGGCCGACCACCGCACCUACAUCCGCCGCGGCUCAACCUACUUCCUCCACCUACAGAGCACGCUCUGUCGCCUGGCAGCCAAGGCUUUCCUGCUCACUUUCACGCACCACCUCCACCUGCCGGUCAGCUCCACGGAGGGGCCCGAGGCCGUGGAGGGCAGGCGCCGCUGCUUCCUCCAGGAGCAGCUGGGGCUGGAUGAGGAGGACAUGCAGAUCAUGCUCUACCUCAGCCGGCUCAUCACUCAGCAGUACCUGCAGUCCGCUAACGGCAGCUGUAGUGCAGCUCUACCAUCUUUUAGUUUUAACUACAUAACCAGCGUUUUAUACAAAAUCUGAUUCUGCAGGACAAGCUGGAUCCUUACCAACACCUUAGCAGACAUCAGCGGUGAUACUUUGGGUUCAUUUGGACCAAAAGUGAUCUGACUAAGGUUAAAAUCUCUGCACUGAUUGUUGUAUCCAUGUCUGGCUCGCUGUGCUUCUCUCUGAUCUCACACCUUCCUCUGGUUGCAGAGAAAACCGAGCGCUGAAUGUCUCUGCAGUGUCCUCUUCGCGACACUUUCAUAUCAGAGCAGAUGAAGACUAGCUACACAGGCAGUCCUUUGAAUUUUUGUUUUUCAAGUCCAUACAAAUGAAGCAAAAACAAAACUCUCACCCACUGGCAAAGAACUGUAGCAUCACCACCGUCUGGUUUGACUUGGACCGGCUUGCCAGCAGGUUCAGCCUAUGUGUCAACAGCUUUUAUAUCAUUCACACGUAAACAUGUUUUUCAGCACUGCAACGCCACGUAUGCUGACAUUUUCUGUUCGCGGAACACGGGCGCAUUGCACCUGGUUUUGUAACUAGCCCCUCUCUUUGGAAACUGACUCCCAUCUGUCCUGUUUUUAUGGUUUUGCUUCACUCACCAAUAUUUUUAGUUUUUGCAACCCACAUUCUUGCAGAAAUGGACACGUGUCCAUUUUGUUCCAAACAGCAAUAUCAUUUAGAGUUGUUGCUAAGUAAAUUCAACUUGUUCAAACCUUUUUUGGGGGGUUGGGAUGUCAGAGGGGGAUGAGAGCUACAUCCUGUCGGUCCAGAGAAAUAAUGAAAGAUUUUAAAGCUAGUUAAUCUAAAUGUAUUGAAUUUCACUGUUGUCUUAAAGUUGAGUGAUGUGUUGUCAGCAUGGGACAGUCUUGUGUCAGAGUGAUCAUUGUGUUGCUAAUAUUUCAGUUUUGUCUCAGUAAGAUUUACUGAAGCAAUGGCUUUUUUUAAGCUCUUAUGAAUAAACUUUUGUUUCUCGUGCCAAUAGAAGCCUAAGUUUCACUCCAGACACCUGCCUAACCUUUAUUUAUUAAAUGCAGAUGCACCAAUCAGGCUUUUACUGGCUGAAACUGAUUUUGUUUUUUGUUUAAAUAAGAAAUGCCCGUUGUAGUCGUGUUUUGUUUGUUUCUUUUGUCUGAGGACUAUAACGCAUUAAAGAAGAAAUAAUGUGCUGCAAGUUCCUUAAAGUAGUAGUUUUGAAUCCACCAGAAACAUAAUUACUGAGUUUUAUCCCUAAGAAACUUAUGUCUGUGCAUCGUAAUAAAUUAGAAUAUCAUAAAAAGUAAAUUUUUUUGCAGUCAUUUAAAAUGUAAAACACACAAUAGUUUAUUUCAAGCUUUUAUGUCUGUUAAUUUUGAUGAUUAUGACUGACCAAUAAUAAAAACCCAAAAUUCAGCAUCUCUCAAAAUUAAAAUAUGAACUCAGACCAACAAGAAUAUGAUUUUUUUAAUAUACAAAUGUUUAGCCUACUGUAAUGUAUGUCCAUGUAUCAUACAGUAGAUGCACUCAAUAAUUGUUCCUUUUGCAUAAAUUACUGCAUCAAUGAGGUGUGGCAUGGAGGUGAUCAACCUGCGACGGCUGCUCUGACUUUUGGCUUGAUAAAACAAAGUGGACCAACAGCAGCACAUGACAUGGUUCUCCAAAUCAUCACUGUCUGUGGAAAAUUCACACGGGACGUCAAGCAGCUUGAAUUAUGUGCCUCUUCACUCUUCUUCCAGACUCUGGGACCUUGAUUUAAAAACAAAAAGCCCACAUGGCAAUCCACAUAGGCUUUUACUUCAGGAUCCUCUCAAGCCUGUGGUUACUUCUGUUGCUUUUGUAAAUGUUUUCAACCACAGUUUUUCCUUCCACUAUACGUUCCAUUAUUAUUCAUGUGUACAGCACUCUGAACAGCCAGCUUCCUUAUCAAUGGCCUUCUGUGACUUAAUGGUCAAUGACUGUCUGCUGGGUAACUGUCGGGUCAACACUCUUCCCCAAAAUGUGUAGGCCACAAAAUGACAUCUCUGAAAUUAAAUACUUUUAUUUAUUAUUGGUAUUAAUUUAUAUUCAAAUUUUGUGAAAGUGUGAAUUUUGAGCCACAAUCAUCAAAGUGAACAGAAAAAAACUUGAAAUAUUUUGACUUUAAUAAAUGCAAUAAAUCAGCUUUUCAGUGAUAUUCUAAAUUAUUGAGAUUCACCUGCAUGUUGCUAAUCAUCUGAUUUUUAUAACCUUAGAACAGUGGUGGGAGUUCUUGGUAUUAAUGCAACUGAUAUUUGUGUGUGUUUGACUUGCUGAUCACCAAUCAGAGCCAAAAUGGGAACACUGUCUAAUUCCUGAUCUCUGGCCAAUUAAUUGGUGCAUCUCGGUGGUUAAACCAUUCCAGGAUACAAGUUCCCCAUGUCAGAGUUUCUGAUUCGGGAUUUAACAAACUAAAAAUAAAUCUUCAAAGAAGCUGCUAAUCUUUGGGGGAGGUUUUAUCUCGUUUUGUGCUGUCUGUGAUUCUGUAGGAUGGUAACUACAUGACUGCAUGGUCAGAGUUUAAUGUGAAAGGUCAAAAGUGCGGUUUUUAACUACCUUGUGGAUAUUUUUGCCGCAUGUGAUGAAGUGUUACACCCGAUCAAUUUGUUUUGUUUUGGUCAUUUUCCUGUUCAUGCAAAAAACAAAAAAAAAAACAACCUGAAUGUAAUCUGAGAAGCCAUGCCGCUUGUGUGCUUAACAAGUCGUCACCCAGUGUCCUUAUGUUGCCAUGUUGUGUCUGCUUUUUGUAUCUCAUCAGCAGGCCGCUGAGUUCAUUCAGCCCUGCAGGAAUUUGAAUAAAGCACGAUGUGAAUGUCC
Molecule: messenger RNA, 6080 nt
Organism: Girardinichthys multiradiatus
Lineage: Eukaryota; Metazoa; Chordata; Actinopteri; Cyprinodontiformes; Goodeidae
Product: guanine nucleotide exchange protein smcr8a-like
Exons: 3
Coding region: 474-3305 (943 amino acids)
Cellular component (GO): guanyl-nucleotide exchange factor complex
Molecular function (GO): GTPase activator activity
Source: RefSeq, a predicted model, not a curated record